Messenger RNA from Hyalella azteca, 3629 nucleotides. RefSeq names its product patched domain-containing protein 3. The transcript is spliced from 10 exons. The coding region runs from base 218 to 2863 and encodes 881 amino acids. The record is from RefSeq and is a predicted model, not a curated record. Gene Ontology annotation, cellular component: plasma membrane; cytoplasmic vesicle membrane. Lineage: Eukaryota; Metazoa; Arthropoda; Malacostraca; Amphipoda; Hyalellidae.
UUCCGUUUAGUUUACCUCAUAAAGAAUAUAAAAUUUUAUGCUGGGAAAAGUUUUGAACUAUAAUGAUUCAAGUAUUCAUGUAACUAAGAGGCUCUUGGUUACUCUCGUGUGAAAUGCCCCGGCCCACUCAAUAAAAACACUCAUGAAUUUUAGACGAAAAUAAUGUCAGUGUUAUCAUUUCUUUUCAAUUCGCAGAUGCAAAGAUCAACCAACCGAAAUGAAGGAAAACGCCUUGAGUAGCCUAGGUUACAUUUUGACUAAGUGCUUUCCUGAUGUUAAAUGGAUUCAAGAGAGGAAAUUCUUCUUUUUCGAGACGUUUGAUUCUAUUAUGAGUAAGGUAUUUUUCAGGUUAGGUGAAUUGAUCGCUGAUUAUCCAAAAUCAUUUAUCGUAAUCCCAGUUUUGAUCACUGCGAUUUCCGUGACUGGGUUCCUCAGGAUGAACUGGAUUGACGACCCAGAGUUUCUGUUUUCUCCGUUGAAUGGAAGAGCUCGUCAAGAGCGGGACUUCAUUGAGGGAUAUUUUAAGAUGAACUACACUGAUUCUUUCAACGAGGAUCGCCUUACUCGCAAUGAUCCUUAUGUUCAAUUGGGAAUUACGAAGACAGACUCGUCCAAUAUAAUCGACCAAGAAGUAAUGAACAAAAUAGAUUCUAUAGAUGGAAUUGUUCGAAAUUUUGAGUUUCACGACGAAGAAGGCAACUCGUACACCUACAAUGACAUCUGUGCUAAAGCCGGAGGAGAGUGCGUGAGGCCUCGCUUCCUGGACUUAUCCGACCGCAUACAUGAAGUUAAAACUCGGAAACUAAACUUAACAUUCCCAGUUAUGAUAAAUCCUACAACAUUCGACAAUUAUAUUUUUCCAUUUUUCUUAGCCGGUGUUAAACUCUACCCUGAAAAUUCCAUCAUGUCUGCCGAAGCCAUCAAACUCUCUUACUGGGGAAGUGAAGAGAACCAAGAAAUGAAACACUUGAGUACUUUGUGGGAAGAAAAGUUUCUUGCACACUUCAAGAAGGGCUUAGGAGAGCCGAGCUUGAGCAUCGCAAUGUACCACUCAAGGACUGCCACGCAAGAGAUGAUGAACAACGUCAUGUCGAUGUUUCCUUACUUAACUGUAGCAGUGUUUUUAAUAACUGUCUUUUGCCUGGCCUCCCUCACACUGGGCGACUGUGUCAGAAGCAAGACUUGGCUCGGCUUAGUGGCCAUCAUUAAUUCAGCAUUGGCUAGUCUGACGGCGUUUGGGGUCCUCAUGCAUUGCGGCGUUCCGAUGAUUGGCAUAAAUAUGGCAGCGCCGUUUCUGAUGUUAGGUAUUGGCAUCGACGACGCCUUUGUGAUGCUUUCGGCUUGGCACAGAACGCGUCCUCAGUAUUCGGUGCGGGAGCGCAUGGCUCAAACCUACGCAGAAUCCGCCGUUUCCAUCAGCAUCACUUCCAUCACAGACAUGAUUUCAUUCUUCAUAGGCACCUUCACGUAUUUUGCCUCCGUCAGGGUCUUCUGCCUCUAUCUGGGCAUUUCGGUGCUGAUGGCGUACGUGUGGCACAUCACUCUGUUCGGCGCCUGUCUGGCGCUGUCCGGACGCGCUGAGAAGCAGCAGCUCCAUAACAUUACUUGCAAGCGAGUCAAGUCCAGCUGGGAGUCAUCCGAGGAGUCGGCAUUUUAUCGCCGAUUCUGUGCUGGUGGAGUGGCCGCGUCCGACCCUAGCAAUCCUGACGACAACCAACCACAAGCCGUCGUGAUUCUCUUCAGGGACUACGUCGCUCACUGUUUAAACUUGCCAGUAAUUAAAGGUGUCGUGGUGGUGGCGUUCGCAGCGUACUUGGCCGUGGCUGUGUACGGCUGCACUACCUUCAACGACGGUUUGCAGUUGCGCAAGACGGCGCGCUACGACUCAUACUCCAUCCCAUUCUACGACUUCACCGAUAAAUAUUUUAGCAGUUUCGCCUACCGCCCCAUGAUUGUCUUCACCGGCAACAUCACGUACAGCGAUCCAGCCAACGAGAGGCAGUUGCUUGAAUUCGUUGAGAAAGUUGAAUCCCAUGAGUUCAUCGGCGAUGAGUUUUACACGGAUUGUUGGUUGAGGCAGUGGACAAAAUACAUGGCCAUGCAGUCGAUAUUGAACUCCUUCUUAAGUGGCGACAUCAACCGCUACCGCGCUGACAUUGUCUUCAGCGAAGACAACAGUCGCAUCGUCGCCUCGCGCUGCCUCGUACAGUCGGUUAACGUCAUGAAUGCCAUCAACGAUCGUCGUCUGAUGCAGGAUCUUCGUCAGUGGGCGGACGAGUCAAAAUUCAACGUCACUGUUUACCACCCUCUCUUCAUCUUUUUUGAUCACCUCUCAGUUGUCCGCUCGACCAUCCUUAAGGCCAUCUCGUGCGCUGCCUUGACGAUGGUUUUGAUAUGCGUCGUCUUCAUCCCGAACCCCAUCUCCUCCUUGUGUGUUGGGUUCGCCAUCGUGUCCAUCGAAACAGGAGUCAUAGGAUACACGAGCCUCUGGGGAGUAAACUUUGACAUGAUGUCCAUGAUCCAACUGAUCAUGUGCGUUGGCUUCAGUGUUGACUUCACAGCCCACAUCAGUUAUUCGUAUCUUGCUGCCAAAGUUGACACACCUGAGGAGCGAGUCCGGGAAUGCUUGACGUCAUUAGGAUUGCCCGUCAUGCAAGGCGCACUCUCGACUCUCAUCGGAGUCCUGCCGUUGAUGUUAAUCCCAUCUUAUAUGUUCAAGACUUUCUUCAAAACGGUGUUCUUGGUAAUAUUCUUCGCAACGAUUCAUGGUAUUUUUCUCAUUCCAACUUUUCUGUCGAUGUUCGAAAGCAUGUUACACAAAAGAAAAGUUAAAGGCACGACGAAGAUGGAAAUUCCAACGUGAAUAAAUCUCGUGAAUUGUUUUCCAUUCGCAACGAGCUGUGAAAUCGGUUAGAUUUUAGAAAGCUUAGCCUUAGAAUAAGAAGCUGAAGGUAAAAAGUUCCAUCAGUUAAUAUUUCAUUAUCAAAUUUUGAUAAUGAUUACGGCUGUUCAAAGUCGUUUGCUUCCUCAGGUGGCAAAGUCGAGACAAGCUCGAAAUCAGACCAGAUCUCAGAGAAUUACAAUCGAGCAACUGCAUCUCGAGAUCCGCAAUGAAUUCAACUAGCUCCAUGACAACCUUGACAACAACGUCACACCCCAAACUAUAUACGCAGCAACUGUCACUUCAAACGAGCGGGAGUUCUUCAAGAAUCUGGUGUAAUCAAUAAAUUUUGCUUCAAAGAAGGUUGUAGACUUCUUCAUUAUUUUGACUGCAUUGGAGUACUUGGAGUAGCAACUGCGACAUUGAGCAGCCGUUUAUCCUACCACCUGAGCCAAGCUCGCAACCAGACCAGGUCUCAAAGCAUCACAAUCGAGCAACUUCAUCUUAAGACCCGCGAUGAAAUCAAUAGGCCCCGUGACACUCUCGACAACGUUAAUCUCAACGAGACUCACUUGCACUGUGCUGGUGGAACCCACCAGCAUCGUCAUCUUGCGGUGGCCCGACAUAAUCCGACCGACGAUAGCUGAAGCCCUUCUUAACGGAUUGGACUCCAUUUAUCCAUCUAAUUACUACCUUAUUUUCUAAGCUUUGAGAUUGUUUCGGAAUUACUUUCGCGGUUCCAAAAAAA